This is a messenger RNA of Tachysurus vachellii, 3547 nucleotides long. RefSeq names its product transmembrane 6 superfamily member 2a (gene tm6sf2a). Lineage: Eukaryota; Metazoa; Chordata; Actinopteri; Siluriformes; Bagridae. The transcript has 10 exons. Bases 157 to 1287 code for a protein of 376 amino acids. Gene Ontology annotation, biological process: regulation of lipid metabolic process; lipid homeostasis. Gene Ontology annotation, cellular component: endoplasmic reticulum-Golgi intermediate compartment membrane; endoplasmic reticulum membrane. The record is from RefSeq and is a predicted model, not a curated record.
AGUGAGCUGGCAGUGUGACACAGCUGCAUUUCACCUCCUCCUUUAGGAACAAUUUGCAUGAAUUUCUUUAAAAAAAAAAAAAAAGUAUUUCCCUUUAUCUCUCAAUCACGCUUUUGCUUAAUCUUUUAAAGUUUUUAUUCUUCUGUUAGCGAGAGGAUGGCUUUUCCAAAGGAGAUCCUUACUUUUAUUUUAUCUCUGAUGGCACCUCUUGUACUUUUUGCAUCAAACAACAUUCCUGCGCUGCAAAAGCCACUGGUUAUCCUGGGUGUAGAAGUAGCUGUUCUUGCUGCAGUACUCUUUAUGGCAUAUCUGUGUGUUCGAAAAGAAAAAUCAGUGGACUUCCUGUUUUAUGUAUUCGUUGUGUUUUCUUUCACGUCCAUCGUUGACCUUGUGUGUGCUCUUGAGCUGGAUGGAUAUAUCAAAGGCUUUGUGGAUUUCUAUAUUAACAAGGGAGAACCGUAUUUGAACACAGCACAUUGCAUCAUGAAGAACUACUGGAAUGGAGGGGUGCACUUUGUUUUGCUCCUUGCCAUCAUCUACCGCAUGCGGAAAGGGAUGCCAUAUCGGAAUUUGGCGCUUCUUUGGGUGGGUUCCAUGGUAGCCACUCAGAUCGUCUUUAUUCCAAGCAUUGUUAUAGGUAAACAUGCUAAGAACAUCUAUCCAGCAUUUGGGCUCAGCCUCUUUUUCCUGAUUCUGUCUAUAUGGACAGCAGUAAAGCUUUUCAAAAGGCCCAGAGAGCUGCCAAUCAUUCCAGCAGACAAGGUUGCAGCAGAUCAGAAGAAAAGGCUUCUGUAUCGCCCCAAAGACCUCCUGCUCACACUUACUUUGCUCGGAGCCAUGGCCUUCACUGUGUUCAGAGGAUUUGUUGUCCUUGAGUGCACGCUGGACAUGUGUUUCACCUACAUUUACCAGUACGAGCCCUACAUGAAGGACAGUGUUUCCUUCCCUAAGGUCAUGAUGUUGGUGUUCCUCUUCUACGCUAUGCCCCUGCUAACCAUGUUAGUUUACGGGCUGACUGUUCCGGGAUGCACUUGGAUGUUGGAUUGGACUUUGUUGCUCACAGGCGCUAUGGCUCAGAUGCAGUGGACGUACAUCGGUGCGUCCGUGCACUCUCGGACGCCCUUCACCUAUCGCAUCCCUAAAGAGGAGUGGAGGCUAGUCAUGACCCUUAACCUUGUGUAUUUAGCUGUCCCUGUCCUGCUAGCUGCACGCUGCUACAUAGACCCAGCCUUUUUCAUGAAGCCGGUGCCUCCAGGACAAGCAGACAACGACAAAAAACGCAAGUAGAUGCAUAAAACCCAAGCAAAGCAAAGUUCUUACGAACCUACAAACUUAACCACGUAAGUGAGACAGUGAGUCUCCUGAUUGUGUCUGGAAUCUGAAGCUCCCAGUGGUGGACUUCACCUCAUCUCCUCUCCUGAAUGACCCUUGUCUCUGCUGUGUGGAAUAGAAUCAGCUCUGCUGUUCAAGAGCUUAUCUCUGCUAGAUGAAUGAGUCAUUUGAUGCAAUCCAGACAGUAACUCUGGACUCUGGUACACACUUUUCUGCCAACACAACACAGACGGCAGAAUUACUUCAUACUGUGAGUCUUUGAGGUUUGAUUUCAAAGCUGCAUUUUUAUCUGCAAAGGUAUCUUGCGAAGAUCUGACAGUUAAAUCCUCUCUUCCUAAUGAGCCAUUGUGAUGUACAAGAAAUGUGAUUGUCUCUCAAAGUGGUUUAUCGUAGACAGUUUUCUUUCUAAUUAUCUUUCUCAGGAUUUUUUUUUUUAAUCUGUUGUUUAUCUGUUGUUGUUUUUUUGGUUUCGGAGGAUUUAUAUCAAACGGAUUGUGAUGAGGUUGAAACUGAUCUUUUGCAGUAAUAAUAAUAGUAAUAAAAAAAAGAAGAAGAAACAAAUCAGAACUUUUUUAAAAGAUGCACACCAGCAGCUCAUAUUUGGUGCACAUUCCCUGAUAUGAAUCUAUAGUCUUGUGAAAUGCACUGUUUAUUAUACUCAGGGAGGGAGGUGCAACUUGUAAGGACACUGUAAUGUGCGUGAGGUUUUAUCAGUUAGAUUUCCUUUCCAUGUUUGCAAACUCGUUCUGCUCUUCCUGCCAAACCCCUGACUCUUGUCUCUGUGCAUUAUCAAUGACAUCAUCCAGGUCAUAGAAUUUCAAUGAUCCUACACAUGGCCUAGUGAACUCUGACCCCACAGUUUUACAGAGAUUACUAACGAAUGACUGCAACGGGUUUUGCAACGUCGCUGUUAAUCAGAAACCACUACAGAGCUUUGUUUGUGAACUUUGGCAGUCAUAGUGACUAAUAAAGAUGUUAGUAACACUUUAUUUAAAGGAACACAUAUAACUUGUUAACAAAGGUCAUGUUUUUUGUUUAAUAAAGCUCUAAAUUGCACCCAUGUAAAAUGUUUACUACAUAGCUAGACGUCAUUUAUGUAAAGAUGAGUAAUAAUUAUGCAUUAUUAGUAAUCAGUCUAAAUUAAAACCAUGUUAUAUAGAAUACUGUGUAUAAGAUAAUAAUGUCAUUGUCCUUUUAAUAGACAGAUAAUGACAGGGUUACCAGGCUCACAGAUUUUUCAUUAAACUGGCCUAGUUUAAAAAUACUCCUCAGCUGCCAGUAUCUUGUUUUAUGUUGCGUCUGUGGUGUACUAAACACAGGUCUGUUAUAGCAUAUGAUCAAAAAUUGGAAUAGGGAAAGGUUGACUAAUAUAUAUAUCUGCAUCUGAAAUGCGUGUCUUUGUUUCCAAUGUGAAAAAAGUGCUAUUUUCGAGCAGCAGGAUUUUCUGAGCUAGGUUCAAGUCCUUUGUAUGGUUUUGUCAGCUAGAAAUUUUGCUGAAUCCCUGCAACACGAAAUCAUAUAACCUCUUGAACAUGGCUGCUGUACUGAACACUUCUCCACAAUUAUAUGUCUAAACCUGCACAAAACAAGCUGCCAGACUGUAUCUUGGACGAUGCUGCGUGUUACAGCGUUACUCUAAAUAUUCACUAGCUAGUACGCUAUAGUUAUAGAUCGUAAGCUGUGAUAUCUUCUCCACUUCAUUUUGUUCUAGUUUAUUUCUUUAUUAAUCUUAUCCUGUCCUAACAAAAAAAAAAUAAUCACAUGCCACCGCUGUAAAAGAUCUUGUUAUAAAUAAAGACCUUUACAAUCAUUUAAUUUCAGGUUUAUUAAGCAGCAAAACACAACCACAACACAACAAUGUUCAUUACAACAAUACGCACAAAGAGAUUAUGCAUUAAAAGUUUGGUCAUAAAUAAACAAGUGUUGAUUCCGAAUUAAACGCUUGCUAACCCCAAAGAUAUUUACACACAUCUCUAUAUUACAGACACAUCAUGAAUCAGAUUUUCUUGAAGUAAUUCAGGUCAUUCCCAGUCAUUCAGAAACAAGAUGUCUUUCAGAUUGCCUCAUUACAAUAUCAAAACCCACACAUUUGCUGAAUUACAGCAUAAGAAAGGAAAAGCUCCCCCCUAUAGUAUUAGCAAAGUGGCACCCUGUGGUGUGGGAGGUUACUGUGGCAGCGCAGGGCUGAGAUGUAAUCGGCCAAGGAUGACUGGAU